Molecule: messenger RNA, 3813 nt
Organism: Lytechinus variegatus (green sea urchin)
Lineage: Eukaryota; Metazoa; Echinodermata; Echinoidea; Temnopleuroida; Toxopneustidae
Product: structural maintenance of chromosomes protein 6-like
Exons: 25
Coding region: 253-3585 (1110 amino acids)
Biological process (GO): double-strand break repair via homologous recombination
Cellular component (GO): nucleus; site of double-strand break; Smc5-Smc6 complex
Molecular function (GO): single-stranded DNA binding; damaged DNA binding
Source: RefSeq, a predicted model, not a curated record
UUCCAUACUCUUCCGAAUUAAUUUGGUACCGGAUUUGACGCCCGCGGGAUGGUGGAUGAGAUCGAGCCAUACACCCAAACAGCUAUACCGCAUACCGUGCCGGUACCGUACCGUACGUACAUACCGCACGUACGGUAUACGUACUUGCUCACGGAAAUAAAGCGCGCAUCUUAAAUUUAUUACUGGGGCCUACGAAUUCGGCCGGAGCUCCUAGUCCUACCCUAGCUCUUCUACGUUCAGCCACGUUCAGCCAUGCCUAAACACAAACCUAGUUCAGGCAGUCAAAGCGAGGAGCCCAAAUCUAAGAAGGCUCGUAUCAAGUCCAGCCAAACGGAUGAAAAUGAAGAAGAUGUGGAGGAAGAGCUUUUUAAUCGGUCUCAAGACCACGACUUCUCUGCUCCAUUUGAAUCGGUAGAAGCAGAGUAUGGAAUCAUUGAGAAGAUAACUGUAAAGAAUUUUAUAUGCCAUGGGAGACUUGAGUGUAGUUUCGGUCCAAACGUCAACUUUGUUGUUGGCCGCAACGGGAGUGGAAAGAGUGCUAUUCUGACUGCUAUUGUAGUGGGGCUUGGUGGAAAAGCCAUUGUAACCAGCCGAGGUAACUCGGUUAAGAACUUCAUCAAGGCUGGCAAAAGCGUUGCAGAGAUAUGCAUCAAGUUACGCAAUAGAGGGCACGAUGCGUACAAGCCAGAAAUAUUUGGACCGUCCAUUACAGUGAUCAGAAGAAUAAAGAGCGGGAAAGAUGGGAGCUCUAGUUACAAAAUACUGUCAGCUAAAGAUAAAUUGAUAAGUACGAAGAAAGACGAGUUGUCCCACAUCAUGGAUCAUUUCAACAUACAGGUGGAUAAUCCUGUAUCUAUAAUGAACCAAGAGACCAGUAAAAACUUCCUUCUCAAGCAAAGUGCCAAAGACAAGUACAAGUUUUUCCUGAAGGCGACCCAGUUGGAGCAGGUCUCCAAUGAAUAUCGAGAAAUCGUGGUCCUUAAAGAAGGAACAGAAGAUGAUGUCAAUGUACAGAGUGCUAAACUUCCUGACCUAGAGAAAGAGGUGCUGGAGUUGGAACAGAAGUUUAAGGCUUUGACUUGCCUUCAUGAUCUAACAGACAAGAGAAAAGAGCUGAUCAACCAAUCGGCAUGGGCCCAGGUCGCAGAGAUGGAAAAGGAGAGGGAUAGCAAAAAGAAUGAAGUCCAGCGUGAGGAAAGUCGAGAGCCCAAGUUUGUGGAGAAGAUUCAGCAACAGGAGGAAAAGGUGAAGAAAGCAGAAGAGAAGCACGCCGAGAUCCAGAGUCAAGUUGAAGUACUGAGACAAAGGCUCGAGGAGCUCUCCCCGCAACACGACACAUCGAAAGACAACGCACAAAAGCUCAAAAACACUGUCAAAACCCUUGAGAGAGAGAUCAAGAAGAUAACCUCACUGAUCCGCAGUGAAGAAUCAGAUAGAAAUGAUAUCUUGCAGAGAAUUCAAGAUGAAAAAGAAAGGGACAGAGCGCAGUUUGAAGAGGAGAGGCUUGAGAGAGAAAGACGGAUCACUGCUUUGGUGGAAAAAAAGCGAGAUCUUGAAGCACAGAAGCAGAAUGCCGUCAGAGAGAUGGAGCAGUUUGCCAAUGCUGUUAACAGUGCUCGAGAACGCAUCUACGGACUACAAGCCAAAGAUACUGAGCUGACGCAAGCCAUAGCUGCCGGUGAGAGAAGACUGAAGAACCUUGAAGGAAGCCGGAAGAACAGAUUGAAGCUGUAUGGAGAUUACAUGCCAAACUUACUGGCUGAGAUUGAGCGUUCUGCUGCUCGCUUCCACCAGAAACCCCUUGGUCCAGUGGGAUCAUUCUUAAAGCUGAAGGAUGUCCGUUGGGCUCUUGGUGUGGAAUCUUGCCUGAAACGAUUGCUGUAUUCAUUCUGUUGUCAUGACCAACAUGAUUCAAGUAUUCUGAAAGACAUCAUGAAUCGUGUCAUCCCACAGAAUGCUCCACAACCUCCAAUCAUCACAUCUAAGUUUGAGUCUCACACCUAUGAUAUCAGUCGAGCGAUGGUACAGAGUAGGGAAUUCCCCGGCUUUCUAGACAUUGUCGAUGUCAGCCAUCCUGUCAUUUUCAACACUCUUAUUGAUCAGCGUGGUGUGGAGAGUAUCUUGCUGAUUGAGCAUAGCAAGGAUGCCAGAGGUUAUCUAAGACACCAGCCCCCUAGGAACUGCAGAGAGGCUUUCACCAUGGAAGGUGAUCAGGUGUAUGCCGGGGCUGAACAGCGCUACUAUUCGUCCAUGCAGAGGAGCGCAAAGAUUCUGAGAGGAGAUACUGACAACGAGAUAAGCGAAACUCGGAGAGAUAUGAAUCAAAACCAAAGAGCUUUGAAUGAAAUAAAGCAGAAGUUUCAGGCUCUAAGACAAGAUGCGUCCGAAAAUGAGAAUCUAAAGAAAACGGCACAGCGACAGAGGAUGAAUCUAGAGGAUAAGAUUGGCAAGAUCAACAAUCAAGUAACCCAGUUGGAGGCAGAAGGGGAAGGAGAAGAGGAAACCAACGUCGCUGACUUGGAAGAGGAGGUUCAGCAGAUGGAGGCCAAAAUCAACGAAAGAAAGGAUAAACUGGAGCGGUUCUCCAAGAACUUCAAGGAAGGUCGAAGACAGCUGGCAGAAGCAUCACAACAGUUCAAGCUGGUGGAUGAUCAGAUCCAGGAACUUAGCUAUCAAGUAGACCCUCUCAAGGAUGAGUUAGCUGGAGCUAGCAUUGAAGUGCAAACAGCCAAGCAGCAUCGCAAACAUUACGAAGAAAAGAAGAAGGAAUUGAUGGGGAAAAUUGCAAACCUCAAGAGAGAAGCCGAUGAAGCACAGAAAAAUGUGGAGGAUGCGAUAUCUAAAGCCAUGCAGAUCCAUCCAGAAAGACUAAAAGUCUCAAGAAAAGUGAACAACAUUGAUAAAGAAAUCAAACAGAUCAACAAGAGAAUUGCCAAGGAAAAGAAACGGCAAGGAGACCCCGAAGUCAUUACCAAGCAAUAUGAUGAUGCCAGGGAAAAUUAUAGGACAAUCAAGAAACAAAUCAAAGGCAUGAAGGGAUUUGUUGAGAAAAUGAACAAGAUCCUUGAAAUGCGUUAUGUGGCACUGAAAGACAUGCGUCAUUUUAUAGCACAGAGGACCAAGUACUACUUCAUAACAAUGAUGUCCACCCGUGGCUAUGUGGGUCGCCUCAAGUUUGACCACCCAAGAGAGGAACUUAUCUUAACGGUGGAUCCUGGAGAGAGCCAAAAGACCAAGGAUGUGUCCAAGGAUGUGAGGAGUUUGUCUGGUGGAGAAAGGUCCUUCUCAACAGUGUGUCUCAUCAUGGCUCUGUGGGAGUCUGUGGAAUCUCCCUUCAGGGCCUUGGAUGAAUUUGAUGUGUUCAUGGACAUGAUGAACAGGAAGAUCUGCAUUGAGCUGAUGCUUCAGUUUGCUAGAGAGCAAGCAAUCCGUCAGUUUAUUUUCCUGACUCCACAGGACAUGAGCAAGAUCGCCCCAAGCCGGUUUGUCCGCAUCACCAGACUUCACGACCCCGAGAGGAACCAAGGGUACAUCACUGCAGAACCGCAGGCAAAUCUAGAUGAAUCAAUGGAGGAGCAAGGAUAGCAGAUACAGACCAGGAAGGGAAUGCCAUAGUGCCUUGUUGGUGUCCCAGUGCCAAAUGAUUGGACAUUACAAAACAGUAAGGAACGUGUGUGAAUUUACCCAAACAAACAUGUUUGUUGGUAUCACCAGACUUCAUGAUCCUUUGAGGAACCAAGGGUACAUUUAAUGCAGGUCCAGUGGCCACUCUAGAUGAAUUGAUGGAGGAGCAAUGAAUAAUACAAAAGGUAG